AAAUAGAAAAGUAGAAAAAUCGAACUUGUAACAAACACACUCCGUAAUAUAUCACUCAACAAAUCCACACCUGUUUCUGAUAUUAACAUCUCACCCAAUCCAAUCUCUCCACUCUACAGCUCUUUCCCUCCCGCUCCCAAAGAACUCUCACCAAAACCUCAAAAGAAUUUAGAUCCGUCCAUGUGCUACAAAAAUCUCAGAUUUCCAAUUCCAAAUCGAUAAUUUCUCAUUGAUGAUGGUAGAGACUGCAGCACCGCCACCGAGCAGUCGUUUCAAUUACAAAAGGCUUGAACUAAAACGCUGCCUUCCUGCUUUUUUAUCUUCUCACAAAACUCUCUUUUCUCUCCUCUGGAUCGCCGCCUUCGCCUCCGUCUUUCUAUGGAAACGCAAUCCCGUUGGUGCUGGGCUCGCCGUUUUCUGGAGAGGACCCCUCCGCCCCAUGCCUCAACUGCGUCCCGUGGCUUUCAAUUUGACGGAUUUUGGUGCCGUCGGUGAUGGUGUUACUGUAAAUACCGAGGCUUUUGAGAGGGCAGUUUCGGCAAUCUCGAAAUUGAGGAAGAGAGGUGGUGGCCAACUUAAUGUGCCUCCAGGGAGAUGGUUAACGGCACCGUUUAAUUUGACUAGUCAUAUGACUCUCUUUCUUGCUGAGGGUGCUGUUAUACUUGGAAUCCAGGAUGAGAAGUAUUGGCCUUUAAUGCCUGCAUUGCCUUCAUAUGGGUAUGGGAGAGAGCAUCCUGGACCUCGAUAUGGAAGUUUAAUCCAUGGUCAAAACCUCAGAGAUGUUGUUAUAACUGGACACAAUGGUACCAUAGAUGGACAGGGUCAAACAUGGUGGAAGAAGUAUCGCCAAAAGCUACUCAACCACACUAGGGGCCCCCUUGUGCAGAUAAUGUGGUCACGUGACAUUGUGUUUACGAACAUAACUCUGCGAGAUUCCCCAUUUUGGACACUUCAUCCAUAUGACUGCAAGAAUGUAACAAUCAGGAAUGUUACGAUUCUGGCACCCAUAUUUGAAGCCCCAAAUACUGAUGGAAUUGAUCCUGAUUCGUGUGAGGAUAUGGUAAUCGAAGACUGUUACAUAAGUGUGGGUGAUGAUGCGAUUGCAAUAAAGAGUGGCUGGGAUCAGUAUGGAAUUGCAUAUGGACGACCUUCAACGAAUAUUCUCAUCCGUAAUCUUGUAGUUCGCUCUAUGGUCAGUGCCGGUAUAUCAAUUGGCAGUGAGAUGUCAGGUGGGGUAUCAAAUGUCACCGUGGAGAACAUCCUUGUGUGGAGCUCAAGGCGUGUAGUGCGGAUCAAGACUGCUCCUGGAAGAGGGGGGUAUGUUCGACAUAUAACUUACAGGAACCUGACAUUUGACAAUGUAAGAGUUGGAAUUGUUAUCAAGACGGAUUACAAUGAACACCCUGAUGAAGGUUAUGAUCCAAAAGCUGUUCCAAUACUCGGGGACAUAAGCUUCACUGGAAUCCAUGGUCAAGGAGUUCGGGUGCCUGUUCGCAUACAUGGGAGCCAAGAAAUUCCAGUUAGGAAUGUGACUUUUUGGGAUAUGUCAGUGGGUUUAACUUACAAGAAGAAGCACAUAUUCCAGUGUGCCUAUGUUCAUGGUCGUGUAAUAGGGACUGUCUUCCCUGCCCCAUGUGAAAACCUUGAUCGGUAUGACGAACAAGGAAAGCUAGUUAAGCGAUCUGUCUCCCAAAACUUAACAGAUAUAGAUUAUGAUUUUUGAUGGGUCAACUCAUCUUUCUGAAGGUCAAUGACACAAUGUAUGACUGCAUCAGACAAGCCAGACAGAUCACGUUGGAGCAGUUCAACUUGUUCUCAUGGUCUUCAAACGCCACCAUUUUUAUAUCUCUCUCCACUUGUAUAUACCAGAAAUUUUCAGCGGUUUAUACUUUUGUGAGCUUCUCGGAUUGCAUAGCAUUCCUUUUCUUUUACACACUGCAAAUCCUCCUCUUGUAUGAUUGUGCCAAGAGCUAGCAAGCAGUCAAAUUACUCUUGUAAUUACUGUGAAAUAAUAACAUCAUAGUUCUAUCGGCAUUCCCUUUAUAA
Populus nigra (black poplar) is the source of this 2046-nucleotide messenger RNA. Its product is annotated as probable polygalacturonase. Gene Ontology annotation, molecular function: polygalacturonase activity. Lineage: Eukaryota; Viridiplantae; Streptophyta; Magnoliopsida; Malpighiales; Salicaceae. The transcript is spliced from 5 exons. The coding region runs from base 233 to 1723 and encodes 496 amino acids. The record is from RefSeq and is a predicted model, not a curated record. Gene Ontology annotation, biological process: carbohydrate metabolic process.